Messenger RNA from Closterium sp. Naga37s-1, 879 nucleotides. The record is from the annotation of a GenBank genome assembly. NCBI's taxonomy places the organism in Eukaryota, Viridiplantae, Streptophyta, Zygnematophyceae, Desmidiales, Closteriaceae.
AUGGCGAUGGCGGGAGGCAUGGUGCGGAUGGUGAACGGUGUGCCUGUGAGGCUGCGACCGGGGGAGGUCGCGGGUGGGAUGCUGACGGAGACGGGAGGAGGGAUGGUGGCGCGAAUAGAGCAGUUAGCGGCGAAGCUGGCGCAGAAGGAGGCGGCCAUGGCUGCUCUCAAGAAGGAAGUUGACGAAAUGAAACGCACGAUGGCGAAGCCGACCAAUCGUAUCCCGUUUCUGGACAGGUACAUAGAGGAGCACGUGGAUAGAGUAAGGAGUGAGUAUGAUUCGGAGUUCGAGGGGAUGAAGGAGCAGGUGGAGGCGGUGCGGAGGGAGGCGGCAGACGCGGUGGGUGCGCUGAAGGCGGAGAUUGCGCGGAUGAGGGCUGCGGCGGAGCGGCAGGCGGCGGAAGUGGCGUACGUGCGCGCGACGGCGGCGCACACGGAGGCGCGGAUGAACGACGUGGAACUGGCGGUGGCGGAGGGGAAGAGCGCGCGGGAGAAGGAGCGCGCGGAGCGCAACCAGGCUGGGGGAGCGGAGGUGCCCGAGGGGAAGAAGCGAAAGCGGGAUGAGGCAGUGAAGGCGGAGGGUUUGGCGCUUGCUGCUGCGGGUGGUUGCGCACUUAUCGCCGAUCGCGACGGUUCCGAUGGAAAACAGGAUGGCGGAGGAAUGAAGUCUGCCCUGUCGGGACUGAGAGCGGUGGUGGAUGGCCUAAGGUGCAGAGUGGUGAAGCAGGAGAAGAGUAAUGGCAAAGGAGGGCGGGUGUGGGAGUUACUCCUCACGCUCUGGGCCAGAACAGCACCGCAGCAGGAUGAAAUGGACCUCGCGGCAUCUCCUGCCUCACAGACGCAGCUCUCACUCUCCUCGCCUCGUUCCGCCAGCUCUUAA